Molecule: messenger RNA, 551 nt
Organism: Elephantulus edwardii (Cape elephant shrew)
Lineage: Eukaryota; Metazoa; Chordata; Mammalia; Macroscelidea; Macroscelididae
Product: ubiquitin-conjugating enzyme E2 C-like
Exons: 1
Coding region: 1-540 (179 amino acids)
Source: RefSeq, a predicted model, not a curated record
AUGGCCUCCCAGAACCAUGACCCAGCCACAGCCAGCGUUGUUACCACCCGAAAAGGGGCCACUCCUAGCAGGGGCACUGACCAGGGCUCCGUGGCCAUGAGGCUACAGCAGGAGCUCAUGACCCUCAUGAUGUCAGGUGACAAAGGGAUUUCUGCCUUUCCUGAAUCUGACAACUUUUUCACGUGGGUAGGGACCAUCCAUGGAGCAGCUGGCCCAGGAUAUGAAGACCUGAGGUAUAAGCUCUCCCUAGAGUUCCCUAGCGGUUACCCUUACAACGCACCCACAGUGACAUUCCUCACUCCCUGCUACCAUCCCAACGUGGGCACUCAGGGUAACAUCUGCCCAGACAUGCUGAAGGACAAGUGGUCUGCCCUGUAUGAAGUCAGAACCAUUCUCCUCUCCAUCCAAAGCCUGCUAGGAGAACCCAACAUCGACAGCCCUUUGAACACACACACUGCUGAACUCUGGAAAAGCCCCACAGCCUUUAAGGAGUACCUACAGGAAACCUACUUGAAGCAAGUCACCAGCCAAGAGCCCUGACCCGCUCUGUC